Molecule: messenger RNA, 1635 nt
Organism: Cryptococcus wingfieldii CBS 7118
Lineage: Eukaryota; Fungi; Basidiomycota; Tremellomycetes; Tremellales; Cryptococcaceae
Exons: 3
Coding region: 1-1635 (544 amino acids)
Source: RefSeq, a predicted model, not a curated record
AUGGCUGCCGUGACUUCUGCAUCGGCCUAUCCUCCCCUCGCAUCAUCUACCAGCCCGCUCGACUACGGCUACACAUCCUCUGUGUCGCCUCCCCUGCAGGGACAAGAUGGCCGUGUCACCACCCCUCUCGCGGCUCCACCGCCCCCGCCACUCCACAUGUCCUCUCACCGGCAUGUUCCGGGGCCAGAGAGGCAGAUAAGGUAUGCUGGCGCAGACCAUACGUUGGGUCCGACUUUUAGCGAGGAAGAGGAUGGGGACGACUCGGCGUUUAUCGCGGCCAAGAUGGCGGCACUGGGUUUGGAUCCCAAUGGAAAUCCCUACAACCAGAAUGGCUAUUCGGGUGCUACACGUGCACCGAAAGAAAGACGUUCUAGGACGCCAGUCGUGUCCCGAAAUCACGAGCCCGUCAAUUAUCAGCAGCAGCAGGUCCUCAUCGACCUCCUGUCUCAGCAGGCCAGUCCCUCCCAUAUUCGCGAAUCCAUGGCCUUGCUCGAGCUGCAGCAAGCCCAGCAUGCUGCCACCGACCGUCACUACCAAACUCAGAUGCUAGCUCAACAACAUGCCCGUUCUGCCGCCCAAAGGCAAGCGGAAGAGUACCAGCGCGACUUGUACAUUCAGCAACAGGCUCAGAAGCGAGAGAUGGAGCGAUUGGCCAUUCAGCGUGAAGCGACCAAGAGGCAGUUCUUGCAACAACAGCAAGAGCAGCAAAUGCUCAAGCUCAGAGACCAACGUCUCCAGCAACUCCAUCUCCAACAACAACUUGCUGCGCUCCAGACCGACGCCUAUCAAGCCCAGGUCCAGGCUCAGCGUCAGAGAUCAGCAUUGGGCGCUCAAAUGACCGCCAAUCUACAGGCGAGACAGGACAGAGCCGCCCAAGGGCAUUGGGGCAUGGGCAUGGACUCGGCCGACUUGAAGUCGAGAUUCGAGUCUGCCCCGCAGUCUGCCAUCAGUCCUACGAGCGAGGACCGUGGUCGCUUCGAGUCUGCCGCCUACUACUCUGGUUAUGAGGCACCUUCUGCUGUCAGCGGCAGCCCUACUUCCCCCUCCUGGCGCUCGUCCGAAUCUUCGUCCCCUACCAAAUCGGUUUCUGCUGAGGGCCCUGUCCCUGCUGUCAAGCCUGGGGGCCGAUUUGCCCGAGCUCGUGCAGCCCUGGAGGCAGAUGGAAAGAGUUCGUACGGAACUUUGAGCGCGGCCCUUUCCAAGCGCUCCUCGUCCGAGGACCACAUCUCUGCACCCGCCGAGGUUUCCAUCCCCCCUGCCGAUGUCUCCCACACCACCCCCGCCUCCCCCAUCUCUAAACGCGUCCCCAUCGCCCUCGGAAUCGGUCGUCCCGUCGUGGCGCCCCCCAAAAUUAUUCAGUCGGGCGAAAAGUAUACUCCGAGAGCAUUUAGCUUGCCCCAGGGUCCUCAGGGCGGCCGAGGGGCGCAGGCGGAGGGCAGGUCGGCGAGUUCGCCUGCUGGACAGGUGAAGAGGGUGGUAGUCACUGUGGCGCGCCAGCCUACUGGACCUCCUGGAGAUGUCAAGGACUUGGGAGACAAGAACUUUCAGGCCAGAAUCCGCUCGCAAGCUGUACGCAACCUCGGCAUGCUCGGUCGCCGCACCGACUUUCCUGCCAACGAUCUCGUCGUCGUGUAA